AUGAGCGAAUCGACUUCCACUGGCGUUCAGGAUCAAUUUCCCAAGCUCAAAGAGCUUUUGGAGGCGAUUCCGGAGACUGUGAGUUUAUGGAUUUGAUGAGGAUCAUGACAGUUUUGUUUGUUGCAGAAACCGCAAGUGUUCAAGGUCCCGAAGCUCGCCGAAGCGCCGUCUUUGAAGCGCAAGAGGGAUGCGGCGAGAGCGGCGUGUCAGUUGAUGGUUAGUCUAGACACAUAGAAGCCUAAAAACCACGAAACUUUCUAUUUUUUUCAGCGCGUCGCGCCGGCCUAUCAACUCGGAAGACCCCCUCGCAGAGCUCGCGUCUUCAAGCCCCCAAAUCUUGAAAAAGUGCAUCAGAAGCCGCAGAAGCCUAUCGUCAAGAUUCCCGAGACUAAGGAGGAGCCGAUGUCCACGUAG
This is a messenger RNA of Caenorhabditis sp. 36 PRJEB53466, 414 nucleotides long. The record is from the annotation of a GenBank genome assembly. NCBI's taxonomy places the organism in Eukaryota, Metazoa, Nematoda, Chromadorea, Rhabditida, Rhabditidae.